This is a messenger RNA of Nestor notabilis (Kea), 2431 nucleotides long. RefSeq names its product calcium channel, voltage-dependent, beta 2 subunit (gene CACNB2). Gene Ontology annotation, cellular component: voltage-gated calcium channel complex. Lineage: Eukaryota; Metazoa; Chordata; Aves; Psittaciformes; Psittacidae. The record is from RefSeq and is a predicted model, not a curated record. Bases 1 to 1833 code for a protein of 610 amino acids. Gene Ontology annotation, biological process: calcium ion transmembrane transport; regulation of voltage-gated calcium channel activity; chemical synaptic transmission. Gene Ontology annotation, molecular function: high voltage-gated calcium channel activity; protein binding. The transcript is spliced from 13 exons.
AUGAAGGCCACCUGGAUCAGGCUUCUCAAAAGAGCCAAAGGAGGACGUCUGAAGAAUUCUGAUAUCUGUGGUUCGGCGGACUCCUACACCAGCCGUCCAUCUGAUUCAGAUGUAUCUUUGGAAGAAGACAGGGAAGCAGUGCGGAGAGAGGCAGAGCGACAGGCCCAGGCACAGCUGGAAAAAGCAAAGACAAAACCAGUUGCAUUUGCAGUUCGGACAAAUGUUGGGUACAGUGCAGCUCACGAUGAUGAUGUUCCAGUCCCAGGCAUGGCCAUCUCAUUUGAGGCUAAAGAUUUUCUUCAUGUUAAAGAAAAAUUUAAUAAUGACUGGUGGAUAGGACGGUUGGUAAAAGAAGGCUGUGAAAUAGGAUUCAUACCAAGCCCAGUCAAACUAGAAAACAUGAGGCUGCAGCAUGAACAAAAGGCAAAACAAGGAAAAUUCUACUCCAGUAAAUCAGGAGGAAACUCUUCAUCCAGUUUGGGUGACAUCGUUCCUAGUUCCAGAAAAUCGACGCCUCCAUCCUCUGCUAUAGACAUAGAUGCCACUGGCUUAGAUGCAGAAGAAAAUGAUAUUCCAGCAAACCAUCGCUCCCCCAAACCCAGUGCAAACAGUGUAACAUCACCCCACUCCAAAGAGAAAAGAAUGCCCUUCUUUAAGAAGACAGAGCACAUCCCUCCCUAUGAUGUAGUGCCUUCUAUGCGACCAGUAGUUUUAGUGGGACCUUCUCUGAAAGGAUAUGAGGUAACAGAUAUGAUGCAAAAAGCAUUGUUUGAUUUUUUAAAACAUAGAUUCGAAGGGCGUAUAUCAAUUACAAGAGUCACAGCAGACAUCUCGCUUGCCAAACGCUCAGUAUUAAACAAUCCCAGUAAGCAUGCGAUAAUAGAGCGAUCUAACACAAGAUCAAGCUUAGCUGAAGUUCAAAGUGAAAUUGAACGGAUUUUUGAGUUAGCAAGGACACUGCAGUUGGUAGUGCUUGAUGCUGAUACCAUUAACCACCCAGCUCAACUAAGCAAAACCUCUCUGGCUCCCAUUAUAGUAUACGUAAAGAUUUCUUCUCCUAAGGUUUUACAGAGGCUAAUAAAAUCUCGAGGGAAAUCUCAGGCCAAACACCUUAAUGUUCAGAUGGUGGCAGCUGAUAAACUGGCACAGUGUCCUCCUGAAAUGUUCGAUGUAAUUCUUGACGAGAACCAGCUUGAAGAUGCUUGUGAGCACCUUGCUGACUAUCUGGAAGCCUACUGGAAGGCCACACAUCCACCUAGCAGCAAUCCUCCUAACCAGCUUCUCACUCGCACACUUGCAACAGCCACUCUUCCUAUUAGCCCAGGUCCAAAUAUUAAUUUACAGGGAUCUCAAGGAGACCAGAGGAAUGACCAUUCAGUCCCUGAACGCAGCAGUUCACAAAUCGAAGAGGAAGCACGGGUUGAGCCCAUCAAGAGAUCCCAGCAUCGCUCUUCCUCAAGCCAACACCACAACCAUCGCAGUGGUGUUAGAGGCCUUUCUAGGCAAGAAACUUUUGACUCAGAAACACAAGACAGCAGAGAUUCGGCUUACGUAGAGCCGAAGGAGGACUACUCACAUGAGCACGGUGACCACUAUGAUUCUCACAGGGAUCACAAUCAUAGAGACGAGUCCCACGGGAGCAGUGAUCACAGACAUAGAGAAUCAAGGCAUCGCUCAAAGGAGAGGGACCGCGAGCAGGACCACAAUGAAUGCAACAAACAGCGUAGUCGGCAUAAAUCAAGGGACCAAUAUUGUGACAAAGAUGGAGAAGUGAUAUUGAAGAAGCGUAAUGACACAGGAGAAUGGAACAGGGAUGUUUACAUCCGUCAGUAACUUUUGCCUCCGUCAGUCUUGUGUUUCUUUGAAGUCUUGUAAUGAUACCCCUUGAAAAUAUCUUUGGGUUCUUCAUUGCAGAACAUAUGGUAUCCUUCUGUAUGCUGAUUUGUAUUGCUGUUGCUUGCAUAGCAAUAGCAUGAAAUAGAAUAUUCAUAUACUUAUUUUUUUGGUUAGUGCUAUAUGAAUUAGUGUAGUACAACUGAAGCAUUCCUGAUGUUGUACUACGCCAUUUUUCAAGCUGUUUUUUGGUAGCUGCCACUUGAACAAUAUCUGUUGCCAUCAAGGUGGUGUUAGUGUUUUUUAAGAAAAGGUACAUUUGAUGUUUAAUGACUUCCCGUGUAUUCAGCAAGCCAGAAUCAGCACAUAAAAAAAAUCUAAAACUUUUUGUCUGCUCUGAUUUUUAAUUUGUAUGCACUUGAUUUGCAUAUUGAUUUAAGAGCCCCUCUCUGUUGCUUGUACCUCUGGUGGACUCCAUUCGAAGACAGAAUUCAGUCUUGCCUUACACACAGGGGGAUCAUAAGUCAAGAUCUAUUUUCUAUGUACUGGUACUGUGUACUGUAUAUACAGUUUAUAAAUGUUAUUUCUUGCAGACACC